AUGCAUCAACAGAUUCUGACUCACUUCGGCAAGGAUUGCCUCAAACUCGUACGAGAGUACGAGAAAACGGCACGUAAGAUGGCUGACUACAGGAACCACCUGCGAUUUAACAUCAGAUGCAGACAGAGCAGGAUCACACCUAAGAGCCUGCAACUCAGAUCUUCUGUCAAAGGUCACCGAGCUAGCAAGAUCAUUCAGAAGGCACAGAACCAGCUAUUGAAUGAACGGGUGAGACAAACUAACUUCACAAUCGAUGUCUUAAAAACUAGAGAGGAGCAGAUUGUUCAAAGACUUACAUCACGUCUAGAUGAGCCCACUCUCCAACAGGUGAUUAACUUCACGCAGAAGGCUCGUCUAGGACAACAUGAAAAGUCAAAAACCAGGCAGCGAAAAAAGUUUGACUUGCUUGCUGCGGGACAGAAACACCAACAGACCAUGGAUGGCCGAAAGAGGAAUGAAGGGCAAACACACGCUGGUGAUGUGGACAAGUGGGUGAAGAACUUGUCGGACAGACAACUCACACAAGCAGAGAAAGACAUCUUGGCUAAGGGGUUGAAUUUCGCUGUUACACCAAAGCAAGUCCCACUAGUGGAACUGAUCACAGCCACAGAAUCAGCAAUCCGCAACAACAACAUCUCCGACCUGGAAGCGGAACAGUUGCGGAUGAAAGUGUCAGCUUGCCUGAGUAAUGCAAAGCCACCGCCAUCCAACAUCAGCAGAGACGAGAGGUAUGCACUUACUACACUUAGUAAGGACAAUAACAUCAUCAUACUUCCUGCUGACAAAGGUAGAUGUACUGUUCUGUUAAACCAGAUAGACUAUCAUGAGAAAGUGAUGUUGUUACUUAGUGACACUAACACAUAUGAGCUGCUGAAACAAGAUCCAGGUAGCAGCUACAAGAAAAAGGUGAUAGAUUGUCUGAAAGUUUUAGAACAGAACAAUGCUAUUGACAGGGCUUUGUAUUACAAAUUAUAUCCGGGGGAGGCUACUCCUAGUCUGUAUGGGUUACCUAAGAUACACAAACAGGAUGUACCUUUACGACCCAUUGUUUGUAUGAUUAACUCUGUGACUUAUAACAUUUCUAAGUUUCUAGCAUCGAUUCUCAACCCGUUGGUAGGUAGCACGGAACAUCACAUUCAGAACACCAUGGACUUUGUGGACAAGGUGAAGGGCGUCAUCAUUGAGACGGAGGAAACAAUGGUCUCGUAUGAUGUUACAUCCCUCUUCACGUGCAUUCCGGUUGCUGAGGCAGUGGAGGUGGUCCGUAGGAAACUACAAGGCGACCCCACCCGGAGCACGAGGACCACCCUUACCACGGACCAGGUGUGCACACUCCUAGAACUGUGUCUUCAGUCCACCUACUUCUCGUACAGAGGACAGUUCUACAAACAGAAACAUGGGUGUGCUAUGGGGUCCCCUGUCUCACCUAUUGUUGCAAACCUGUACAUGGAGGAAGUGGAAAAGAAGGCACUAAGGACCUACUCAGGGACACCACCGAGUCAUUGGUUCAGAUAUGUGGACGACACCUGGGUUAAAAUAAAAUCAGAGGAAGUACCACAUUUCACGGACCACAUCAACUCAGUGGACAAACACAUCAAGUUCACAAGGGAGGAUGCAAGCGACAACGUUUUAGCCUUCUUAGACUGUGAAAUUGCUAGUAAAGAUGGGGGACGGUUGAAAGUAAAUGUUUACCGCAAACCAACACACACGGACCAGUACUUAAGGUUUGACUCCCAUCAUCCUCUGGAGCACAAACUAGGAGUCAUCAGGACGCUGCACCACCGGGCAAACAGCAUCCCCACAGACACUACGGCCAAGGAUAGAGAGAAAUCUCAUGUCAAGAAGGCCCUGGGUGAAUGUGGUUAUCCCAACUGGGCAUUCGUAAAAGCGGGAAAAACGCCCAAACACAGCUCCAGUGGAUCAAAGGGAGGAGAAGAACAACCGCGGUCUAGACGCAAACCAGUGGUGAUUCCGUAUGUGGCGGGAGUAUCGGAACAAUUAAGACGGAUAUUCUCCAAACACCGUGUUUCAGUUGCUUUCAAACCCCAGAACACGCUACGCCAGAAAUUAGUUCACCCUAAGGACCGGGUUCCUCGACACAAACAGAGUAACGUAGUGUAUGCUGUUAGGUGCCGGGAGGAUUGUCGGGAACUGUACAUCGGGGAAACUAAACAGCCACUGGCGAAACGGAUGGCCCAACAUAGAAGAUCGACCUCUUCUGGCCAGGACUCUGCGGUUUACACCCACCUGCAAGCCAGCGGCCACUCAUUUAAUGAUGAAGAUGUGCAGAUCCUUGACAAGGAGGAACGCUGGUUUGAACGUGGAGUCAAAGAGGCCAUUUACGUGAAGAGGGAACGACCAUCUCUGAACCGGGGAGGGGGCCUCAGAGUACAUCUCUCACCAUCUUACAACGCCGGCAUCAUGGUGGCACAGCUGAUAGGCUGGGAGUUACUUCCCAAAAUUGUGCAGGUGGACUGGCUGCUAUAA
Molecule: messenger RNA, 2487 nt
Organism: Trichomycterus rosablanca
Lineage: Eukaryota; Metazoa; Chordata; Actinopteri; Siluriformes; Trichomycteridae
Exons: 2
Coding region: 1-2487 (828 amino acids)
Source: RefSeq, a predicted model, not a curated record